GUCCUUCGUAGAUGCAAAUUCACAGAUGCUCUGUGUCCAGCAAUUCCGAGUCAAUGGUCCGAAAUGCUUUGUCCAGAGCUAGAAUACACACGCGGAAUGUCUUUCCACGGCGGUCUGGGCUUCCAAUUGCAUUUCGCAGGGCUUGUUCCCUGAUCCUGGCUGGGAGUUCUGGCCCGUCUCCCAUUCUCUCAACAUGUCCAGCACUUCUACAGCGAUCAUGCUUUCAUGCUGAACCUCAAGAGUCUUUUUCAUUUGUUGAUGACACGAUCUACGCCGUUUCGACGGCUCCUGGUAGAGCAGGAAUAGCGAUCGUCCGCAUUUCCGGGCCUUCUUGUCUCGAUAUAUAUAAAAGUCUUUGUCCUUCCAGGCCGAUUCCUAAAGCUCGGUAUGCCUCUUUACGGACGCUCUACGACCCCUCAACCCCGUCCGAAGUCCUCGACUCCGACGCGUUGGUCCUCUAUUUCCCAGCGCCCAAAACGGUCACCGGCGAGGAGAUGCUGGAGCUCCAUAUCCACGGCGGGCCCGCAACCGUGAAGGCCGUUCUAUCUGCCAUCCCGCGCUGCCCAUCCAUGACGCCUAUCCGCUAUGCGGAACCGGGCGAAUUCACGCGGCGGGCCUUUCAAAACGACCGGUUGGAUCUAGCACAGGUGGAGGCAUUGAGCGAUACAUUGUCCGCGGAAACCGAGCAGCAACGACGCGCUGCUGUGCGAGGAAAUUCUGGAGAGCUGGGUCGCACGUACGAGGGAUGGCGACAGCAACUUCUGUAUGCGCGGGGGGAGCUGGAGGCUCUGAUUGACUUUUCCGAGGAUCAGCAUUUUGACGAAUCCCCGGCAGAGCUGCUGACGAAUGUCGCGGCUCAAGUAGAGGCGAUGCUCAAGUCUAUCGCAUCUCAUGAAGCUGCUAGUCAUCGAGGAGAAUUAUUGAAGAAGGGGAUCCGGAUUUCGCUGCUUGGGCCUCCGAAUGCUGGGAAGAGCUCUUUAUUGAACCAGAUCGUGGGAAGAGAGGCGUCGAUUGUUAGCCAAGAAGCGGGAACAACCAGGGAUAUUGUUGAAGUCAGCCUUGAUAUCAGGGGCUACCUGUGCACAUUUGCCGACACGGCUGGUCUCAGAACGCACCCCGAACAGAGUCUGGGGUCGGAUUCGGUGAUUGGGGCUAUCGAGCAGGAGGGAAUCAGACGGGCAAAGGCGAAAGCAGGCGAAUCUGAUGUGAUCAUCGCCAUAGCUUCCGUCGAACCGACAGAUUCGGGUGCAGGCUGGUCGAUCCGCUAUGAUAUGGAAACAUUGGCGAUUGCUGCGGGGGCUUCCCAGUCACUUGUUGUGGUCAACAAGAGCGAUUCCGUUCCAUCGGAGGUACUCUCCUCUCUCAUGGCCGAAUUCCAAGGGGCACUAAAGCAGGAUAUGCCCGUUAUUACAAUAUCGUGCAAAGAGGCACAGUCGAAUCGCGCAACCCACGAUCCGGGACGUAUCAACUACUUUGUUGACCAGCUGGUCGCGCUGUUCAAAAACAUGACGGCCCUCCCUACCGAUAUGGAAGAUCUCCUCGGAGUCACAGAACGUCAACGUCAAUUACUGUCCGCAUGCUCCGAACACCUGCUCGAAUUCAUCGCUGAGGCUCGAUCUGACCCGGAGGGCGGGGAAUGCGACAUCGUCCUCGCGGCCGAACAUCUCCGUUCCGCCGCCAACUGCCUCUCGCGGAUCACGGGACGUGGGGAAGCUGGUGAUGUGGAAGAGGUGUUGGGAGUAGUGUUCGAGAAAUUCUGUGUCGGCAAGUGAAGGAAGGAGUGGGAUUGCUUCCAUUAUUCUAUUCUAUGCCCAGUCUAUCUAUGCCUAUGUCUAUGUCAACCGUCAUGAAACAACCAACCAACGUACGAAAUGAAAAGAGAU
Molecule: messenger RNA, 1883 nt
Organism: Amorphotheca resinae ATCC 22711
Lineage: Eukaryota; Fungi; Ascomycota; Leotiomycetes; Helotiales; Amorphothecaceae
Exons: 3
Coding region: 12-1772 (586 amino acids)
Biological process (GO): tRNA methylation; tRNA wobble uridine modification
Cellular component (GO): cytoplasm; mitochondrion
Molecular function (GO): GTP binding; protein binding; GTPase activity
Source: RefSeq, a predicted model, not a curated record